Messenger RNA from Paramacrobiotus metropolitanus, 2500 nucleotides. RefSeq names its product fatty acyl-CoA reductase 1-like. Gene Ontology annotation, molecular function: alcohol-forming very long-chain fatty acyl-CoA reductase (NADP+) activity. The record is from RefSeq and is a predicted model, not a curated record. Bases 498 to 2162 code for a protein of 554 amino acids. Gene Ontology annotation, biological process: long-chain fatty-acyl-CoA metabolic process. NCBI's taxonomy places the organism in Eukaryota, Metazoa, Tardigrada, Eutardigrada, Parachela, Macrobiotidae. The transcript has 13 exons. Gene Ontology annotation, cellular component: peroxisome.
GAGUAAAGUGUUGAAGUACGGUGCACGUACUGCAGGAAAAGAUUGACAUUUUGUUGCUAUCAGCGCUCGUCAGUCACAGACACAGUCGCACGUAUUAAUAGUACACUAAUUUAUAAUGGUGCUUAACAAAUUUUUGUCUGGAUACGCUCGCCUAGAGCGGGUAGUUAUUUCAGCAGCUUGCUACAUUUAAAUGGGAAAAGGUGCGACCUGUAGUGAAUUCUACCAUGGAUAAUUUUGGCACUUUCAUGGAGUGUUCAUAUAUCCAGGUGUGGCGACCGCAGUAGCUCCGCGAGAUGUGUCGUGCAGCCCGAUGAGCAGUCAGUCCUCGCGUAAACGAUAAAUCCAUGUGAUUCAGUGAUUGGAACCGCGAGCUCCUGGUAGCGGUAUUCCCCGUCUGAGUCUCCCUUUUGGCAACGAAAUCUCGAGUUUCUGCCGCCUUGUGGAGGAAUAACGAAUAGACGUGUUUGCCUUGCCGGCCCUUGCGCCGCUGCUGCUGCAUGAUGGAAGCGCCACCGAUCGAUACAGGGGCAUCCAAUAUUGUCGCUACUGUGUCCGAUUCAGCCUCGUCUGUGGAGAAGCAGAGUGAAAUGCCGCGCGAAUCGAUGCAUGAAACCAUUGCUGACUUUUUCCGCGGACGCUUCGUUUUUGUCACGGGCGGCACGGGUUUCAUCGGGAAAGUGCUGAUUGAGAAGAUUCUACGCUGCUGUCCCGAAGUGGCCGGCGUCUACGUUCUCAUGCGGCCCAAGAAGGAUCGGAGCCCGUUCCAGCGGGGCGAAGAUUUGUGCAGUUGCCCGAUUUUCAAAGCUCUACGGGAUGCACAUCCCCAUUUUACAGAGAAGGUUCUCGUUCUUAGCGGGGACAUCAACGAAGAAGAUUUCGGACUGCACGAAGAUUCGCUGCAGCGCGUCGUCUCCGACGUGUCGGUGGUUUUCCACGCUGCAGCCACUGUUCGUUUCGACGAGCAUCUGAAACAAGCUGUGCGGAUGAACCUGCAAGGUGUACAGAAGUUGCUGCACAUCUGCCGAAAAAUGAAAAAAUUGAAAGCUCUGGUACAUGUAUCUACCGCGUACGCCAACUGCAACCGUAACCACAUCGAGGAAAUCGUUUAUCAGCCCAGCGUCGAUCCAGAACGUUUGAUGGAACUAAUUGACUGGCUGCCGGAUGAUGCAGUACAAGCAAUGACACCGCAUUUGCUGAAGUCAAUGCCAAAUACGUACACAUUCACCAAAGGUCUGGCUGAAUAUUAUAUCUUGAAGCACGGAUCCGACCUUCCACUGGCAAUUGUACGGCCUUCCAUCGUUGGAGCCGCUUGGAAAGAGCCGAUUCCAGGAUGGAUUGAUAACUGCAAUGGUCCCAGUUUGCUUUUCAUAGCGACUGGAAAAGGAUUUCUUAGAUCUAUGAUAGGGGAAGGCAGCGCUGUGGCGGAUGUGGUUCCUGUAGACAUCACCGUUAAUUUAAUGAUAGCUGCGGCAUGGAGAACAUCCCAGUUGGCCGGCACAAGUGGCAUUUCAGAGUUAACAGUCUACAACUGCACAACUGGAUCUGUGAACCCACUGCGAUGGGUCGAUAUAGGAAAUAUAGUGCCUAAUUCCUUCAAGAAAAAUCCAUUAGAACUGGCUUGGCGGCGACCGAACAUGUCUUUCACCACGAACCCGCUCAUGUAUAAUUACUGGACAUCCGUAAGUCAUCUGCUGCCUGCCUACAUAACCGACAUGGUCCUCCGUUUAGUUGGCAAGAAGCCCCGCUUGGUGCGUACAUUCAAUAAAAUUCACAAAGCUGCCGAAUCACUUGGUUAUUUUACAACGAACCAGUGGAAUUGGCCAGGUUUCAAUAUCGCUGCCUUGAUGCAUGAAAUGCAUAAAGGCGACCAGCAGACUUUCUAUCUGGACACACGAGACCUCAACUGGACGUCCUACCUUGAAGAUUACUGUCUCGGGGCCAAACGAUUCAUUUUGCACGAAGAUAUCGACAAUUUACCGAGAGCCCGGCAACAUCUGCGAAGAUUGCAGAUACUGCGCUAUGUGCUAAAUACCGUUUUGAUCGCCAUGCUGUGGCGAUUCCUUGUGGCGAAUUCUCAUUUAGCCGGAGGACUGUGGUAUAUGGUUCUCAAUCUCGUUUUCAAGUUUGUCCGUUUCUUUCGCGUAACGAGCAGCUCUCGGUGAAAAAGAUACGCUUCAUAAUGAAGUGUGGAUUCACCUGUUUCGCAGCUAUCUGAUUCAGAAUAUCGCAGUGGAAUGCAUUUUUCCGGUGAAGUUACACGGCUGCUGACGCUGCUGCCAUGAUGACUUAUCUGGUCUCCUUUUCAUUCCAUGAUUUUGCAGGAGUGAUUCGAAAUGUCUUGUUUCAUAAAUUAUUAUCAGGCAUUCGCAGCUAUUAAAAGUAUGGCUGUUAUGUUGAACAUUUGGAGGAAGUGGCCUUUACGUUAAUGUAAAUGUUUUAUUGUGUACAACACUGUUGUUACAAAUAUUUAAAAGCAAAGUAAAACCACAGAACAAAAUGA